AUGGACGCCAAGCGUUUAGAUCGCCGAUAUGGCGAGGAGGCGUAUGAUCAUGCUGGGGAGGGCACGCCUCUGGUUGACUCCUCUCGAAAGCGAUCUCUGCGCUGGAAAAGCACCUUGCAGUCAUUACUAUCAUCACUGAAAGUACGACUGGCGUUGUUUUCCAUGUCGCUGCUGUUACUUAUUCUGUUAGUCCGUUUACUAAUCCCUAUACCAAAUGCUGUCAUAUUCAGCAACGAUUGCAGCAGCGGUAGGAAAGGCUACCAGUGCUAUCCUGAGACUUCCCACUUCUGGGGCCAGUAUUCGCCCUUCUUCUCCCUAGAGAGAGAAUCUCGAAUUAGUAACGCCGUCCCUCCAAACUGUAAGAUCACAUUUGUGCAGACUAUCUCGCGACAUGGCGCCAGAUAUCCGACCACUCACAAGGGGGAGAAGUAUGCAGAGCUUAUUGGGAGGAUUCAUCAGACAGCGACUGCGUAUAAAGGCGCCUUUUCCGUCUUGAAGGAUUACAAUAUCAACCUAGGAUCUAAUGACUUGACCACAUAUGGCCAGCAACAGAUGGUCGAGUCUGGGAGAAAGUUUUAUGACCGUUACAAAUACCUUGCAAGAGAUACUGUCCCGUUUGUCCGUGCAGCAGGCUCGGAUCGUGUUGUUGCGUCUGGAGAGUUUUUCAACAAAGGGUUUCAAGCUGCGAAGGACUUGGAUUCGAGAUCGAAUAAGACUCAACAGUCGCCUAUCGUCAAUGUAGUCAUACCGGAGGGAAGAGAGUGGAACAACACUCUAGAUGCGGGCACCUGUCCCUUAUUCAAAGGUAGUUCGGCCCAGGCAGCGCAAAAGGAAUUCCUCAACGUUUUUGCGCCAUCUAUCCUCAAAAAAAUCAAGAAAGGGCUUCCUGGGGCAAAGCUGAAGAAAAAAGACGUUCCUCGUCUUAUGGAUCUCUGUCCUUUUGAAACUGUCGCACAAAACAACACAAAUAAGCUGUCCACUCUAUGCAAAUUGUUUACUAGAUCCGAAUGGCAGUCUUACGACUACUACAACACUCUUGGCAAAUACUAUGGAUAUGGAGACGGCAAUCAUUUGGGCCCGACGCAGGGAGUCGGGUUUGUAAAUGAGGUUAUUGCUCGCAUGAUGCAGUCUCCAGUCAGUGAUUAUACCAGCGUCAACCAUACAUUAGAUUCCGACCCGGCCACAUUCCCUCUCAACGCGGUGCUAUACGCCGACUUCAGCCACGACAACACCAUAACAUCCAUCUACUACGCAUUCGGCUUGUACAAUUACACCACCAAACUACCGACGAAUCAAGCGCAGUCUGUCGCCAAGACACACGGCUACUCGUCAUCCUGGACAGUGCCCUUUGGCUCACGGGCAUAUAUUGAGAUGAUGCAAUGCAGCAAUCCGUGGCAAGAUAGCACCAACGGCGAGCCUCUUGUGCGAAUGCUUGUGAAUGACCGCGUUGUGCCGCUGGGCGGAUGCAAAGUCGACUCUUUAGGUAGAUGUCGACGAAACGACUGGAUCAAGGGGUUGGAGUUUGCGCGAAAUGGUGGCAAUUGGGGUAGCUGCUAG
Talaromyces proteolyticus is the source of this 1557-nucleotide messenger RNA. RefSeq names its product phytase. NCBI's taxonomy places the organism in Eukaryota, Fungi, Ascomycota, Eurotiomycetes, Eurotiales, Trichocomaceae. Bases 1 to 1557 code for a protein of 518 amino acids. Gene Ontology annotation, molecular function: acid phosphatase activity. The record is from RefSeq and is a predicted model, not a curated record. The transcript is spliced from 2 exons.